CUGGAGUAUAGUCAGCCGCUAGAGAACUGGACAGUCAACCAUGUAAUUGAAUGGAUGGCAGCUCUCAACCUGUACCGCUACGUGGAGCUGUUCCGAGAGAAGAACAUCGCAGGGCGGGACCUCAAGGACAUGGAUGAGGAAAAACUCAUGGAAAUGGGCAUUAAGGACGAAUACCAUCAGAAGUCCAUCCUGGUGUGUAUAGACGAGCUGUGUGGGCAGAACUCGGACAAUCAACCGUAUGCCACCAGUCUUCCACCUCCCAACCAAUGUGUUGACAUGGAAGCUGAUGCAUAUUCUGCAGCAUCAUCUGAACACCGAUUUGCGGAGUACAAUUUCUCCUCCAUGCAACGCUGCCAUCUGUGUGAUAAGUUCUUGUACGGCCUUGUUCGACAAGGGCUCCAGUGUCGAGAGUGCGGCCUGUGUUGUCAUCGGUUCUGCUCGGCACAGAGACCCACGGAGUGUAAUGUGCCCAAACUGGAGCAGCUGCGUAGACCCAGCUUCUGUCAGAACUCUGUGUUUGGGAAUGAGCUGACAGAGGAGGUGACCAAGUCCCAUCUGUGUGUUCCUUGGGUGGUUGUCAAGUGUAUUGAAGACAUUGAGAACUGGUGCCAGGAUCACAAAUCUGAAGCUUUAAGUGUGUACAGAAUAUCAGCCAAGACAGAAGACAUCAACGAAGUGAAGGCAGUCUUUAACAUCGGUGACACAAGCCAGUUGAACCUGUCAUCUUACAAUGUGCACUGCGUAGCAGGUGCCCUCAAGAAGUACCUGCGGGAACUGCCCAAUCCCGUCAUCCCAGUGGAGAUGUACAGUGCCUUCAUUGGGGCAGCAAAAAACAAAGUGGACAUCAUCAAGUCUCUUCUGGACUUGAUAGAAGAACUGCCGCCUCCACACAAGUCAACGCUAGCGUACCUCAUGGGGCACUUCUGUCGCUUGUGGCGCUUCCAGCAUGAAUCAGGCGUCGUGGACGGCCUUGACAAGCUGUCUCACGUCUUUUGUCACAUACUGCUUCGGCCUCCAUGGGAAAAGAUCAUAGAGAUUGUCGACAACACAAAGACGCACAUUGACAUCUUUGAGGAGCUUCUGCGUAAUGGAAGUUGGGGAGAGGUCAUCCCCCCAAUCCCCUCCCCACCUGUGGUACCCCCUCGCAUUCGUCCGAUGGAGCAUCCUGCAACUGUGAUGUCACCUGUGACCCCUGAGGAGCGGGUGAAGGAGGCAGAGUGGUACUGGGGGGACAUCUCUCGGGAGGAAGUCAACGAGAAGCUGCGAGAUACCCCAGAUGGAACCUUCCUUGUCCGUGACUCGGCCACACCCGGAGACUACACUUUAACAUUGAGGAAAGGAGGGAGCAACAAGCUCAUCAAGAUCUACCAUCGAGACAAGAAGUAUGGGUUCGUAGAGCCCCUGGAGUUUAACUCUGUAGUGGACCUGAUCCAGUACUACCAGAACACGUCGCUGGCCAUCUACAACCGCACGCUGGACAUCAAGCUGCUGCACCCCGUCACCCGGGGAAUGGGUCCCGACAAUGGUAUGACAGAGGAUGUGAGCAAGGAAGUUAACAACUUGAUCCAGAUUAACAAGGAAUACCUGGAGAAGACCACAUCCUAUGAUCGUCUGUAUGAGCGCCACUCCAAGACAGCUCAAGAGCUUCAGAUGAAACAUCAGGCACUUGAUGCCUUCAAGGAAACACUGCUGGUCUUUGAGGAACAAAUGGACUUGCAUCGGAGAUUUCAUAAAGAGGCAGCUCCACACGAAAUCCAAAAGCUGCAUGAGAACCUGGAGCUGCUGAAGUCGAGAUGCCUGGGGAUUCAGGAGAGUAAGAGUGGCCUGGAGGUUGACAUUAACAGAAAGUCCAGUUACAAUCGCUCACUAAUCAGUGAAAUGAACAGUUUGAAACCUGAAAUAAAACGCUUGUAUCGUCAACGAGAACAACUUAAAAAGUGGCUGAUUGAUCGUGGCAAGCCUGCAGACUUCCUUGACAAUCUGUUAGAGGGAAAGAAAGAAAGUGUGUGUGACCCUGCGUUGGAGCCGGAGUACAAUCUACCUAACCAUGAUGAAUCAAUGUGGCUCGUCAACUGUCAUCGAGAGAAGGCAGAAGACAUGCUGAAGAAGCGACCUGAUGGGACGUUCCUCAUCCGGCCCAAGAAGGAGGAGGGAAAUGUGCAUGUGUUAUCUAUUGUGUUUCGUGGGAAGGUUGGACACUGUAAAAUUUACCACAGUGAAUCAGGUUAUGGCUUUGCGGAACCAUACUUCAUUUUCCAAACUCUUAAAGACUUGGUGUCUCAUUACCAUAAGACAUCGUUAGCUGAACAUAAUAAUGACUUGGAUGUUAAUCUUAUGUACCCGGUGCGAGCUCCACCUCUUUCAUCAGAACCUGUGUACUUGCGAAUGCAUACGCCGUGAGUACGUGCACUUACACCAAGUGUUGUGUGAAUGUGUAGAAUGACGGUCCACAUUGAAGAGGAGUUAUCUCCCCUUGUGUCAGCUAUUUUUGGAGGAUGUUGAAUAGAGAGGAUGUGAUACUGCAUGACCGAAGACCUUUGGAGACAUGUUUGCCAGCAAGACAAAUCAAUAUUCAGAAUGGUGUCUUAGUGUGCUCAUGUGUCAUGGAUCCACCAUGUCAGACUGGGAUGUACGUGAACUCCAUCGGUGGCUACAGUGUGUGCGUCAGUCGCUUGACACGGUGUCCGCUGGGGCACACUUUGUGAUAUUCUCAUAACAGAAAGUUAAAACUAUUUUGCUAAAUGCUUUCACAACAUACUACUGAUGUUAUGUACUGUGUGCGACUUUACAUUAAGACGGGAACAACUGUUUCCGCCCCUGUCAUAAUAACUGCAUAGGCAGUCUUUACCUAGAAACUGACCCAGUGAUGGACAACAUGCAGUGAUGUGUGGUCACAAGGUGAACAUUACACAGGACACUCCACACUACACAACAAAUAUGUGAUAAAUAGACUCACCAAGGGCCAGCCGACUGGGGUCAGCAGGGUGGAGGAGGCUUACAAGACUGUGUUCCUACUAUACCUUCAGGGAUCACUAAGGUGCAAGCAGGCCCUCUUCUCAAGCUGGUCCGCAUCUUCACACAGUAACCAUGGUAACUUGUGGGUUAAGCUGUGGUCUCCUAGCUCUGCUGGACUCAUUUCUAACAUUAUAUUUAUUGUACACACAGUCGGCUGUAAGCUGCAAUGUGUUCAUAGCGAAACUACAGAGCACCUGGUGGUCAGUGUUCUUACAACUACUCCGUCUGUCUGCAUCAUGAGGUCCGCUUCUCGACUCGUCUGUGCUAUCGUGCUCUCCCAUUUAAACCUUUUGCAUGUAAAUGUGCUAACAAAAACUGACACAAAUGGCAGACAAUUUGUCCCAGAAGCCAAAGAUUGCUUUGUGUUAAUUCAACUGGAUUCUUUAAGCCUGUGUUUCUGUUGUAUCAAACUGAUUUUGUAUUCAUGGAUACAUCUGACAAAUGGCAUAUCAUUACAAUUAUUAAAUAUUUGUUAACAAAAUGGACCAUAUUGCAUUCACAAAUCAACAGUAGAAGCUUCAAGAUGGAGUAAAUCAUAUACACUAUUUUUACCAAAAUUUUCAUAUUCUAUUAAUAUAUUGUCAUAUUUCUUAUAUCAUUACUUUCUCAACAUCCCCUUUCUCCUCACAAAGAAUGACAAAGCAGUGCCUUUAAGUGCCAUCUAAUUUAUUAUCGCAUAUUUAUAUCUUGAAAAAGAACAUUUUUUCAGUUCUAACAAUUUUUAAAGCUUGAAUGUUUGAAAAUGAUAUUUUUUCAGUGAUUCUGAUUUGGAUGAAAAUGAAAAUAAUCUUGCUAUAAUAUUGUUUUAGAAUUGUUUGUAAGUCAACAUGUUGGUAAUACUAUAAAUUGUAUGUGCAAUAAGAAAGAGAGACUUAUUCUGAAGCUGAGAUGACUUUGGGUAGUGUUUAAUGUUAAGUAAAUCGGCUAUAUCUGUGUUCUUCAACCUUUGUCAGAUCAUCAUCGUCAUCUUCUUGUGUUCAUAUCAAAGCCACACAAACAUCUCUAGUCACCAUUCAUUGAUGCCAUUCUUCACUUGCAGCAUAACUGUAUUCGUAGUGGCCUAUCCUUCAUCUCCAACUGUGGUCUGGUCCUCCUCUGUGAUGGACAGGUCCAUGUUUGGAAGGAGGGAUGGCAGCUUGUUUUGUCAGUCUAUUACCAUGUACAUAGCAUAAUGAAUUCUACCAAACUGUUAUGCCUGCAGGACUUUCCCGCAUUGUGCCUCAAUCAUACUGUACAGGUAGCAUGAAGCUGAAUGAUGAUGAAGAUACAUAAAAUAUGUUGAAAUA
Molecule: messenger RNA, 4301 nt
Organism: Haliotis rubra (blacklip abalone)
Lineage: Eukaryota; Metazoa; Mollusca; Gastropoda; Lepetellida; Haliotidae
Product: phosphatidylinositol 3-kinase regulatory subunit gamma-like
Biological process (GO): regulation of GTPase activity; signal transduction
Molecular function (GO): protein binding; GTPase activator activity
Source: RefSeq, a predicted model, not a curated record